AUGUCCGAGCAGGCCGAGCGGUACAAGUCGCAGGGCAAUGCGGCGCUCCAGGCCAAGAUGUUUUCCGAUGCCGUCGAUCUCUACACCAAGGCGUGCCUCACUUCCGCCCGGGCGCUCUCUUGCGUGUGUCUAUCGCGCGGCGCCGCGCUGGGCGCGAUGCGCAAGCACGAGGAGGCGCGCAAGGCGUACCUGAGAGCGAGCCAGCUCGAGCCGCACAACGCGCAGGAUGCGUCGGAGGACUCGAUGCGCUCGGCGCUGCGCGCGCUGGGCAAGGCGGACGCGGCUCUCGCCCAGAAGAUGGUGCACUUGCUCGAGGGGCUCAACGCGGCCUCCUCCGAGGGCGAGGGGGAGGAGGACGAGUCGGCGGACGAGGCGGAACCGCAGGCGUCCCAGCGCAAGCGGCGGCGGGAUGACCGCUCUCAGGCGAAGCCAGCGGAGCAGCCUAGGGAGCAGCCCUGCACCUUCUGCCCGGCCUUAGCGCUUGCCACCGCGGUGGCUGGCGAGUAA
Molecule: messenger RNA, 507 nt
Organism: Emiliania huxleyi CCMP1516
Lineage: Eukaryota; Haptophyta; Isochrysidales; Noelaerhabdaceae
Exons: 4
Coding region: 1-507 (168 amino acids)
Biological process (GO): post-translational protein targeting to endoplasmic reticulum membrane
Cellular component (GO): TRC complex; membrane
Molecular function (GO): molecular adaptor activity; protein binding
Source: RefSeq, a predicted model, not a curated record